Messenger RNA from Caenorhabditis auriculariae, 723 nucleotides. NCBI's taxonomy places the organism in Eukaryota, Metazoa, Nematoda, Chromadorea, Rhabditida, Rhabditidae. The record is from the annotation of a GenBank genome assembly.
AUGAGAAAAUGGCUGAGAAGAAUAUCGCGCGUAGUGAUCAGUGGAUGUGCUAUCCUCACCGGCUUCGACAUUAUUGGACACCCAGCCAGCAUUGUUGGUGAUUCUUUUUUUCUAUUUUUUUGAAACUUUAAUCCUUGAAUAAUUUCAGGAAACUCAAUGUAUCCGGCCCUGAGGGGAGAAGAUUCGCGAUGGUAUAAACGAGAUUUUGUCUGGCUUUCGCGAUGGUCAUUGCAUGCCUGCAGCCCCGGAACCAUUCUCACAUUCAUGUUGGUUUCUUUUUGUAUUUAAAAAAACUGGUACAAGAUUUUUUAUGAAGAACUUGAAACUUUUAAAAGAUAUCAGCAGAAUCUAGCUCAGGUUUUUUUUUUUCCAAAAAGGAAGUAAAAAGAAAAGUAGUUGAUUUUCAGUUCACCUCGAGAUCCAAGCGCUGUUCACAUAAAGCGAGUGGUGGCGACUGAAGGUUCUGGAGUGAUCCCCCAACUUCGCGCGGAAGUAACGAUAGUUCCGAAAGGUCAUUACUGGAUGGAAGGCGACAAUCCACAGGCGCGGAAUGACAGCAAUGUCUACGGCCCAGUAAGUUUAGAAGCCAAUUUUUUGCUCAGUUAAAAUGUCAAUUGCUUCGAACUGAAAAAAUAAAACAUUUAUUUAUAGGUAAGCAAAGGACUAGUGCGUGGUCGGGCGACGCACAUCAUUUGGCCACCUAGUAGGUGGCAAAGACUCUAG